Myxocyprinus asiaticus (Chinese sucker) is the source of this 5785-nucleotide messenger RNA. Its product is annotated as semaphorin-4D-like. The transcript has 19 exons. The coding region runs from base 774 to 3407 and encodes 877 amino acids. Lineage: Eukaryota; Metazoa; Chordata; Actinopteri; Cypriniformes; Catostomidae. The record is from RefSeq and is a predicted model, not a curated record. Gene Ontology annotation, biological process: negative chemotaxis; positive regulation of cell migration; ossification involved in bone maturation. Gene Ontology annotation, molecular function: chemorepellent activity; semaphorin receptor binding.
AUUCAGACGUUCACAGGCGCAGACGCAACCAUCAAGCUUUGACACCUCGUAAAUUACACAUUUACUUUAAAUCACACACACACAUCUGUGCAAUCUGGAUGAGGAGAUAGAUGCAUACAAGUUUGCCAGACACUCUGGAAUGAUUUUCUCUUUUGUUUUUCUGCGUCUUUGUGGAUUUUGUGGUUUUUGGAGGGUUUUGGUCAGACACUACAGCUUCUCAUUUCGCCGUCUGUUGAUCCGUGAAGAGUUCUCUGCUCAAUCUUCAGCUGCCUGAGACGUGAACUUCAGAAAGGAUCUUUAAUGAAUCAGUUUUUGCCGCUCGAUGCCAUGGCGUUCAAAUGUACAGAAACACUGUUUAUACACCACUCGUCUGUAAAUGCCUCUUCCUCUCUCCCCUGCCCCCAUCGAAUGCCUUCUCUGCUGGGAAUGGACGUCAAACUCCAGUUAAAGUGACAACUCUGAUCAGCAUAUGAACAGUGCGAGAUCACAUGACCUGGAGAUGAUUUAGAUGGAGUUCGAAGGCCAAGAUCCUCUGACCUGCCACCUCCAGGCUAUUAUGCAGCCGAUCUGUCACAACAACUCUUGAUUCACUCAAAACAAAUGAGAAACAAUCUGUUGAAUGCAAUAAGUCAGUCAGUCAUAUAUUCAUUUGGAACGACACGAGGCCGGUGGAUUUUAUAAUUCUCUCUGAAGAACGGAUCAUCACAAUAAGUUGUACAUCGUGGAAGAGUUACAGAGGGAACAUCACGCUGCAGAAGCUGCCGGAGUCCAGCAUGGCUCUGAGUGUGUUAGGGGUAUUUCUGGGGUUACUUCUGGAAGUUUCCACACACGGACCCUCCAGCGUUCCCCGGAGCUCAUGGACACAGGACGAUGUGAGUCUGGUUGAGUUCUGGGAGCCGGGUGUGUUUAACUACACCACUCUACUGCUGAGUGAAGACCGAGGUGUGCUGUAUGUGGGAGCCAGAGAAGUUAUUUACGAACUCAACAUGAACAAUGUGUCAAUCAAGAGCAACCAGCUGCUGUGGAAAGUUCCAGAGGAUGACAUGUCGAUGUGUAUUUUAAAGGGGAAAUCUAAAGAGACGGACUGUCGAAACUACAUUCGAGUUUUGCAAGUCCUGGAUAAAGACAAUCUGUAUGUUUGCGGGACGCAUGCGUUUCAGCCUCACUGUGAUUAUCUGUCUCUACAUAAUUUCAGUUUGCAGAACAGACUGGAGGACGGUCGGGGGAAAUGUUCCUUUGACCCGGCGCAGAGCUUCACCACCGUGAUGGUCGAUGGGGAGCUGUACUCGGGAACUGCUUAUAACUUCCUGGGCAGUGAGCCAAUCAUCUCCAGAUACUCUCUGUCUCAGAGUUUACUGCGCACUGAAUACUCCACAUCCUGGCUCAACGAACCCAGUUUCGUGUAUGCAGAUGUGAUCCGAGUAGGGCAGAACAGCCCGGAUGGAGAUGAUGAUAAGAUUUACUACUUCUUCACUGAGGUAUCGGUGGAAUACGAGUUCUUCGGAAAGCUCUUGAUUCCCAGGAUUGCACGCGUGUGUAAGGGUGAUCAGGGUGGUCAGAGGACCCUACAAAAGAAGUGGACAUCAUUUUUGAAGGCUAAACUGGUGUGCUCCAUGCCUGAGCUGAACUUUGUCUUCAAUGUUGUUCAUGAUGUGUUCAUCCUGAAAGCCCCUCAUUGGAGAGAGACAGUCAUAUAUGGAGUCUUUACAUCUCAAUGGGGGAAUGUUGGUUUGUCGGCUGUGUGCGCGUAUAACAUGAGUUCUGUGCAUGAGGUGUUUUCCAAAGGGAAGUACAUGCAGAAAGCGACGGUUGAACAGUCCCACACUAAGUGGGUCCGAUUUAAUGGCAUCGCUCCGACCCCCAGACCCGGAGCGUGCAUCAACAACCACAACCGCAUGCAGAACAUCAGCUCGUCUCUGCACCUGCCUGAUAAGACUCUACAGUUUGUGAAGGACCACCCGCUGCUGGAGGACCCCGUGCUGCCCAUCGGUAACGGCCCUCGCCUCAUCACGAAAGACGUCAACUACACCCAGAUUGCCGUUGAGAGGGUGCAGGCUCUCGACAGAUACAUCUAUGAUGUCCUCUUCACCGGCACUGAUAAAGGUGUUCUGCAUAAAUCAGUGGUGUUUGAAGGAGGAGAGGUCCACACGGUGGAAGAGAUCCAACUUCUGAAGAACUCUGAGUCAAUCAAAACACUUUUACUCUCUCCCCAAGUUGCUCUGUUCUUGUACGCUGGUUCUGACUCAGGUGUUGUUCAGUCUCCCACAGCGUUUUGUCAUAAAUAUCUGUCCUGUGAGGAUUGCGUUCUUGCCAGAGACCCGUACUGUGCCUGGAACGCACGUUCUGCUGCUUGUAUUAAUAUUUUCCAAGACCAAGCUGAACAGCGGAAGUUGAUUCAAAGCCUGAAAGGAGAUGCUAGGAUAUGUCCCCCAGUUAUACCUCUUGCAGUGGAGGACUACAGGCAGGUGGCGGUAAAGCCAGGAAGUUCUGCCGAUCUGCCGUGCCAGGUGCGAUCAAACCUGGCUCAAGUGAUGUGGAAAUUGGACGGCAACAUUCUCAAUGAAGCUUCCAACUUCCUUCUAAUGGGAGAGAACGGGUUGCUCAUAUACAGCGUGACCUCAAAGAACCAAGGCCAUUACGAAUGCUGGUCCGUCGAAAUGGGUGCAGGAAAGAACUUUACGCGUUUGGUUGCUGGAUACAUCCUUCGAUUGGACCUUCCUUAUAAUGAGCCUUCAAUAUCAGCAUCGUCUUCAUCAGAUGUGGGUGCUGCAUCGCAUUCCGUUGGAUCCACGUUGCAUGACCCAACUACGCCGGUAGAAGGUAAUAACGGUAACAUGUCAGGACCCCCGCUACUAACAUCAGCCCACACAGAGGCCCCCCCUCUAACCACCCCUCCUAACAACUUAAUUAAACCCAAACAAUACAUCCCUCCGAAAGUCAGCAAUUCACCGACGCACACUGAGACUCAAGACCCAUCGGCGAAGUACAUUCAACACGACAACAGCAUAGCUCUGCUUUCCCUCUUCCUGCUCUUUUUCCUCCUCUUCCUCUUCGCUCUGGUGUAUAACUGUUAUAUGCAGUACCUGCCUGCGCCAUGUCUUCGCUUGCGUGCGGCACUGCUCGGCUCACACAAAAAACCACAGCCCGAGUACGCCGCCUGCGAAGCAGGCCUGAUGGAGCCGAUGCGGGACAAAACGGAUCCAGGCGAUCAGCUAAACCAAAAUGGAGCACAACCGUUGCGGGCUCUCAGAGACACUGGAUACGAGACCGAACCGGAAUGUGGGAACGGAAGGAUUCCAUCAAACAGCGACGAGGAUACAGACGAUAGUGCUUCUAAAGGGCGACCCUUCGACAUAGACUGCGUUUCGCAGCCGAUUGAAUAUGCCGACGCUGACACGCCUUACUGAUUCAAAUUUUUACCACAAGACAGCUACAGCGGAGCAAAGUAUAAGCGAAUCUCUCUUUUUGCAUCUUGACCUCUCCAUUGGAAGCUUAGCUUAGCAGCAGUGAUUUAACAUUAAGGCUGUGUACGUAAAAAGAUUUUUGCUCAUCGCAAUGGUUUGUCGAACAGUCUUGAAGGUUUGCCUGGUGCAUUAAAGACCUCUACAUAGAUUUGCAAGAUCAAAAAACAGAAGUUCCAAAUUGGAAACAUUAUUUACCAAAUUGGUAAGUUAGCGGGAUGUUUUUCAAAUUGGAGUGCCGAACUGUAUUUGUUGUUUGGGUGGGGGGGGGCAAACAUUUUCUUGCUCAGCCUAGGGUUUGAUCUGACGCUGUUACGCUAUUUUACAUGAGUUUAAUAGGUAUUAAUUGUCUUUCCACUUUGGUGGAUAUGAAAAACUCUCAGGGAUGAUUCCAGUUACACAUAUGCAUGAUUGCGCACGAUGUCUCGACGAUAGCACAGGAAGUGCUCUGGAAGACCAAAAUGGCAGGUGGGCCAAAUUUGGUGGAAGGUUGUGCACUUGGCCCAGCUGUUUAGAACACUUACACUUUUGACCGAAAUGGACCCAACAUUGGUGAAACGGAACGAUGACUGUUCCUCUUGGUGAAAUGGGUUCCUUACGUGAAAUAGAGAUUAUUUCGGUUGUGACUAGAUAAUAACCUCCGUUCUGUAAAACUCUUGCAGGAUUUACCCUAAGCCCCACUGUAACCCUACCCCUUUGGUGGCAAUGAAUGUGUCCUCAUGAGAAUUUCUCCAGAAUGAAGGCUACUGUCUAGACAUUACCAACGAUUUCACUUGGAAGCUAAGAUCACCGUUGUCGAAUGUCUGUCUACAUGGUGACUUGUUUGUUAUUUUGAUUACAAUUAAAAUGGUUCAUUAUGGGAAAAUGACAAUAAAGCAGACCAAAAAUGUCUAAACCCUAUGAUAUCUCUCUUGCACAGUUCCCAUUGGAUACUUUAGCUUGUAUUCCAGAUCAUGUCUGUUUUUUGUUUGUUUUUUAGCUGUUUUCCUAUAUUUUGAAGCUAACAUUUUAACCUCGUUUAAUUUAAAAUGAGAAGGCAGCCCUGUCUUGGUAGACUUUUACAGAGUUGUUCAGUCACACUUUACAAUAAGGUUGUAUUUGUUAACAUUAGUAAAUGCAUUAGAUAUUAUGAACCAACAAUGAACAUUAUUUUUGUACAGCAUUUAUUCAUCUUAAUGUUCAGUUAUGAAAAUACAAUUGUUCAUUGUUAUUUCAUGUUAGGUCAUAGUGCAUUAACUAAUCUUAAUAUAUACAACUUUUAACAUUUAUUGGUAUAUGUUGAUAUUAACAUAAACUGAGAUUCAUAAGUGCUGAAAAAGCAUUGUUCAUUGUUAGUUCAUGUUAACUAAUUUAGUUAGCUAACAUUAACAAAUACAACCUUAUUGUAAAGUGUUGUCAUUGGUUCUUUUAGCCUUGUGGCCUGUUAUUCAUAACAGACAUUAUUUACAAAGACUAAAAGAGUUUGUCAACUUUUCUACAGUAUAGUGCAAAACUUUUUAGUUUUAAAGAAAGAAGCUUUAUGUUUUAAAUGUUAUAUUAUUUAAUUAUAUGCUUGCAAAAAUUGGGUGAAUAUAACACAAGUCCAGGUUAUAUUUCAGCCCAAAAUCAUAUGAAAAAAAAUAAAAUAUAUAUAUAUAUAUAUGUAUUUUACAUAAUAAAAUCUUUUUUUUACACACUCACACACACACACACACACACAUACAUGCACGCUUGUUUUUAGUAUUGUUAAAGAUUUGCUAAAGAUUAUUAUAUAUACUGUAUAUAUACAUUAUCUUCAUGACUAUUAAGCACAUUUUCUCCCUAAAUUACCCUUACCGUAAAGCAAAAAUUCUCAUUCUCAUGACUGUUAAACAAUGCAAAAAUCUGAAGGGUCUUAAUUUAAUUUCUUUAUGAAAAAUUUCACUUUUUAUAUUUUUUCCUUGUGAUUUUGGGGUGAAAUAAGAUCCGCAAUAAGUGGGUGAAUUAAGACCCACCCAAAAGCAUGUUUAUUCUUUCAUGUUUUGCUUUAUUUUGGUUGGUUCCUCCUUAAAUUAUCUUUUAAAGACCUCACCUUUUCCUUUCUCAGUCCCUUUUUGUGACAUUUCCUGAUUUUUCCUAAUGACCUGAGAUUCUCAGUGCACUCUUUGUCUCUCUCCCUCCAUUUGCUCUUUUCCCUCCUUUCACUUCCUCUUUCCUGCACAGCUACAUUGGCUGCUCCUCCUUUCCCUGUCGACUCCCUGCCCACUUCCAGCGGUCACCCCUCUGUCUUCCCUUCCUCAUCACCAUCAUCUUCGUCCUCCUCUCCCUGGAGUGGUUUAGAGGGUGCUCACCUGAUACCCCCUCUC